Molecule: messenger RNA, 1830 nt
Organism: Cydia splendana
Lineage: Eukaryota; Metazoa; Arthropoda; Insecta; Lepidoptera; Tortricidae
Product: chromatin target of PRMT1 protein-like
Exons: 5
Coding region: 196-954 (252 amino acids)
Source: RefSeq, a predicted model, not a curated record
UCUGCAGAAAAUAUUUUCGCAUAUGUCUCAAAUAUCAAAUAUACAUUUAUAACAGUUUAUUUGAACUUGAUAUUAUUCGCAGAGUGUUGAAUUUCAGUUUUAAUUACUUUGAAGUCGAACUUUGGCCCCUCGUGUGGCGUUUCUCGUGUUUCAAUUUCACAAUUCUGUAUCCUCGAGGUUUCGCGGGUUGGGAAAAUGGUGAUAGACCAAGUUCACGGCCUCCAGGCCACGUGUAUGAGCCUAAACGAACGGUUCAGCAUGUUCGCGGCAGGACCGGCGCCGGUGCGGCCUCGCACGCCGCGGCGGAGGCCUUCCACCGGCGGCUUCUAUAGUGAUAACAUGAACAGGAACUUGAUUGAACAGAUCGCCCGCCGUUUGGAGCUACAGGCUAAACGGCAAGCCCUCCGCCAGAGGCUUGGUAUUGGCGCUGGGGGCUUGCGGCGUUUUGGCAGUGAGAGCAGCUUAGCGGGGCUCCGGCGCUCCAACAGCUUCGGUGACCUGAGCCAGAGAGGAGUUAAGAGCAGGAUUUCUUGGAGACAGUCCAAUGGGAACCUCAAUCGCUCGGCGUCUUUCGGCAACUUGUCCGGCGGAGCGUGGCGCGGCCGCGGCCUGCGCGGGCUGCGGCGCCGCGCCGGCGCUCGGGGGCUGCGCGGACGGCUCAGGGGCGGUAUGAACUUCGGUCGCAUGAAUCGCAUCGGAAGCAGACCGCUGCGCGGCCGCGGGGCGGGCCUCGGGGCGGGGCGGGGCGCGCGGCGGGGCGGGGGAGGGGGAGGGGGCUUCACGCGCGGCGCGGCGAGGGGACGUGGACGAGGUGGCAUAUCCCGCCAAACGCCCAAGCCCGUCCCUACGAAAGAGGAGCUAGACCUGCAACUAGACCAGUACAUGGCUGGCACCAAGUCCGCGUUGGACAAAGAACUCGAGUCCUACAUGAAAAACGCCAUGGAACUAGAGUGAAGUGAUAGUGAUGAACAUAGAUUACAAUGACUUAUUUACUAGUGGUACUGAGCUGUACCUCCCGAACCAUAGCUCCGCCAUUUUGAAAGAUUAGUAAAAACUGAUUAGACUAAAUAACCAAAUAAUAUUAGAAUAUGCUCACAAAAUUUCACAAGAAUCGGUUGAGAAUUGCGACUUGCAGAGGAGAAUACCCGGACCAUAGAAAUAUAACCAGGACAGACCUACGGAAGCAUAUUUGACCAAGCUAAGGAGAUGCUUCAGUCAAUUAUCGCAACAUUUAUAUCCGUUUGAAGCAUUUGAUUUAAAGCGGAUGCGCAUCGUGCGUACCUACAUUUAAAAUACAAGUUUAAAAUUGUUGUUGGACAAUCUGAGGACUCCAUUGAUAAAGUAUCGCAAAAUGAGGAGUACAAACCAGACUACCUUGCUUUAAAUAAAUAAUAUUAUAGGACAUUAUUACACAUAUUGUAAGCCCCACGUUAAGAUCUAUAAGGCUUGUGUUGUUGGUGCCCAAAAUUCGCUCGGGUAUUUAGCAAGAAGAUAGGGUACGUGAGCCACCUAAGGGCGCACCAGAGAGUGGAUCAGCUACACUCUAAUAACACGAGUUAAAAAUUGCCUACUCCAGAGCACACAGUCGCUGUGGCCGAAAUCGGUCAGGAGAGCAUCAUCACAGUCAGCAGCAGAAGUUGCUAAGCUAAGGUGUUCAAAAUGAUCUUGACGCGAUUUUAUUGUUAAGAGAAUAAGAGUACACACUCUUAUAGGUAAUUUUAAACACCUGGCCCGCUUAGCAACUUUAGCUGCUGACUGUACUUAGACAACCAUAGACAGGAAGAAAUAUCCAUGCUCAGCACACAAAUAAAUGCCCUUACUAAGAUUUGA